AAGCCAAACACAAUAAUAGAAUUGUACAAGCUAGCUAGUAUAAGAAGAAGACACAAAAAGAGAAGAUAAUGAGGAGGAAUAGCUAAUUAUGUAUAUCUACAGCGCUACCUAGCUUUCAAUUCCCAUAAACCACUUAAAUAUAUAUAUAUAAACCAAUUAAUAUAUAAUAACCAUUAUAUAACAUAUCAUUGAGACAAAUAAUUUACUUCUACUACUACUACUACUCUCUCUCUCUCUCUCUCGCUCUCUCCCUCAAAAUAACCCUUUCUUUUUCUUCUUCUUCUUGUGGCGGUUGUUGGUGGUGUUCAUGGAAGUUAUUAGUGGCCGGAACAUGACUAAUAUGCUCGGCGGCGACCGAGAUUUGAACUUCAAAGAGACUGAGCUGUGUCUAGGGUUGCCUGGCGGGUGUGUCACCGAGCCGGAAACUACUCCUAGGGCUCCCGGGAAGAGAGGCUUUUCAGAGACUGUUGAUCUCAAACUUAACUAUCUUAAUAACCAAGAUCUCACUACUGAGAACCUUAAAAAGAGUUGUACUGCUACUACCACAACUACUACUCCUACAACUACAACAACAACUACUACUACUAUUACUACUACUUCUCCAAACAAGGACAAAAUUCUCUCCAAAGAUCCAACUAAACCACCAGCUAAGGCACAAGUUGUGGGUUGGCCACCAGUGAGAUCCUUCAGGAAGAACAUAAUGGCUCAGAAGAACACCGUUGACCAGGAGAGCAGUGAUCAUCAGAAGAUUACAAGCAUCAGCGGAGGAGCAGCCGGAGCCAACGGCGGCGCCUCCACUAAUAACAGUGGAGGAGCAUUUGUUAAGGUGUGCAUGGACGGUGCACCUUACCUUCGAAAGGUGGAUUUGAAGAUGUAUGAGAGCUACCAAGAGCUGUCUGAUGCCUUGGCCAAGAUGUUCAGUUCCUUCACUAUGGGUAACUAUGGGGCUGAAGGAAUGAUAGACUUCAUGAAUGAGAGAAAGUUGAUGGAUCUACUGAAUAGUUCUGAAUAUGUACCAACCUAUGAAGACAAGGAUGGAGAUUGGAUGCUCGUUGGUGAUGUACCAUGGGAGAUGUUUGUUGAUUCAUGCAAGCGCUUGCGAAUAAUGAAAGGAUCAGAAGCAAUUGGACUUGCUCCAAGAGCAAUGGAGAAAUGCAAAAGCAGAAGCUGAAGUUGAUGAUGGUGAUGGUGAUGGUGAUGGUGAUUAUGAUGGUGAUGAUCAAAGUGAUUAUAUAUGUAUCCAGACAAGUACUCUUUUUUAAUGUCGUAAAGAAGUUGAGCAAGGACAAAUAUUGGAGCAGGGUGUUGUGUGGGAUGUCUGUACUAUUUGAUCGUAUAUAGAUUUUAAAGAUCUUUCAUAUAUUUAUAUAUAUUUGUAAUAUUGGACAUGAAGCAAUAAACUUCAGCUAUUGUCUGGCUUGUUUAUUACCAAUACCUUAAGCUGAAUAAUCUCCCUUAUUUUCUUUUCUUUUGUCUUGUUUUUUUCUUGAUGUCCUACCCUUGCUCUCUGUCAUAGCUGAUGUGUGUGUUUUGUUCCUUUAUAUACAUUUAUAAAAUGCUACUCUUUUUAAUUUUUUUCA
This is a messenger RNA of Humulus lupulus (European hop), 1580 nucleotides long. RefSeq names its product auxin-responsive protein IAA14-like. Gene Ontology annotation, molecular function: protein binding. The record is from RefSeq and is a predicted model, not a curated record. Lineage: Eukaryota; Viridiplantae; Streptophyta; Magnoliopsida; Rosales; Cannabaceae. Gene Ontology annotation, biological process: regulation of DNA-templated transcription. The transcript has 5 exons. Gene Ontology annotation, cellular component: nucleus. The coding region runs from base 308 to 1171 and encodes 287 amino acids.